GUACACAACACUAUCUAGUAAAAUAAUUGUUUGAAGGAUAAAUUAUGCAACAGAUCUUGAAUAUGCGCCCAUUCUGAGAUCAUUUUCAUAAUUUGUAUCCCAAUGACCAGCUUUGUUGAUGAAAAACUGCAAAAAACGUGUUUCAAACCUGGACUCUAAACUUUUUGCAGAAUCUUAAAGCGUCAUAACAAAAGACAAAUUAUUUUAUCUGCACUUUGGCCUCGGAUCCGAUUGAAAUUGUUUUGAUUUGUCCCAGUUUUCUAGACCCCUCACAAGUGUCACGGGCAUGCUCGCGGGUUUGGCGCGGCAGGUGUGAGCUUGAGGGCAAAUAUUAUCAGUGUAUUGAAACUUUGGUGGCAGCCUGUGUGUUUAUUGGCAGAAGCAACUGGAAAAUUAGUCAUGAACUUUCAAUUUUCGUUGGAUUCUAUUUUCCCUGAAGAUUUGAUGAUCAUCGGACGAGAUCUCACUCCAAAAGUGGUUGAUGGAUCCCUGAAUUCAUCAACUCCUUCAGAGUAUUACUACAAACACUUCUGCAGACUUGACCCAUCCAGCAAGAUGGCACUGGGUGAAGUGUUGGACAGAAUGGGAGCUGCAUCAGCACGUGCUCAGGGUCUCUCACAGGUCAUCACAACCAUGGAGAAGCUGAGGACUUCAGAGAAUCACAUUGUGUACAUUAUCACCAGGAAGCACCCUGACAGAUCGGUGGACGGCGCCGACAUCUGCGUGGGCUUUCUGAAGGUGGGCCGGAAGCGUCUGUUCAUCCUGGACUCGUCCGGUGGCCAGAACGAGGUGAUGCCCGUCAGUGUGCUGGACUUUUACGUGCACGAGUCGCUGCAGAGGCACGGCUACGGACGACAGCUGUUCGACGCGAUGCUGCAGACGGAGCGAGUGGAGCCGGUACAUCUGGCCAUUGACCGGCCCUCGGAUAAGCUCACCUCGUUCUUGGCCAAACACUACGGACUGCGACAGCCCUGCCCGCAGAUGAACAACUUUGUCGUCUACCCGGGAUUUUUCUCAGACCGCGAAGGUGACGCCCUGUUCAGUGUCCGUGUGGCGCCUGUCUCCCCGGCCUGGUGGCCGGCGGCCGGCCGUCGCUCAGCCACCGACCCCGCCGUGGAGCCCGUGUCAGCCUUUCAUUCUCCCGGCCGUCACUCGUUCGGCCGCCGAGGCUGUCGUCGGCUGGUGACCUCCUGUGUCCCUCCGACCGACCGGCGACUGGCUGCGGCGGCCGCUCGGGGUGGAUUACACCAUCCUCCAUCCUCCCCCUCCCGUCCCAAUCCUCUCUCCUCACCCCUCUCCUCCCCGGGUUCUGGUCAUCCUGGUAGAGCUCAUCCGGUGAUACCACAGGUCCCUGGGGUAGAGUCCACACCAGGGGAGGGGUCCUCACUGACUGAGACCGUAGGAGCUCCCCGGGUGGCGCGAAAUGUGGUGCAUCCUCUUCAGUGGCCGGUAAACGGGGAGAGGCCGGGUCUGGGUGCUGCGGAGGGUGCUAGGUCUGGGUCAAAUCUGAACCAGUCUCCGGUGGUUUCGGUCUCUCAGAGGGAUGGUGGGGUGGGAGGGGAUCAGCGUCAGAUAGAGCACACAUCAGGGGAUGUGCCUAUAGGAGGGACAAAACCGUCCGGAAAUGUUACCGAGAUGGUCGGUGAUCUGUCCGGAUCGAGAGAAGUUAGCUCAGCGGGGAGAUCUGCGAAAGCUACAUCGGUCAACUCAGGAGGGUUUCUCCCCGCAAUAUCCCCGCAGAAAUUCAACAACCCUCCCUCGGGUGGGCCAUUUCCCUCUCUACCUUCAUUAAAACAUGGUGUUCCCUCCCACCCGGAUGGAUCUUCCAUUGACCGCAGAUCAUCGACUGCAUCCCCUCAUCGUUCUAGUCCCGUCACCCACCUCGACAGCUGUCCCACUGGGAGGGGUUUCCCGCCUCCCCACCCGGCGGGCCGUCGAUCCUUCCCUUACCUGUCCUCCUGCCAGUCGCCGGCUCCACCAGUCCGCGGCCAGCCGGCCUGCGGGCCGCCCCUGCCUCAAUCUCGGGGCUCGCCCGUGCUGCCGAACUGUGGACCGCUGCCAGUGCCACCUACCGACGGUGGAGCGAACCAGACGCCCUAUCCUUACCCCUGCCUCCUCUCCAAGGAUGAGCUGUUCUAUCCCAAUAAGAGGCGAUCACCGAUGAAGAACGGGUAUGAAGUCACUUCGAUGGUCGGAGUCAACGGGUCGCCCUCGUUCAGUCGCCACAGCCACAGCUCGGCGGCGAGUCCGUGCCGGCCGGCCAGUCGUGAGGUCCGUAACCUGCACGAUCACCACCAGCUCUGGUAGCUGAUAGUCGGUGAUCGGUGCCGGUGAUCAGACGGGCGUCGGACGAGGCGGUGAGCGAGGAACCGCCGUGGGACGUACGACGUUCAGUAAGAGCAACACGAACACAGUCGCGUGGGGAGGAUGUAGGUUGCCUGCGUGUUCACAGGGCAGGGCAGGUGUCACUGUAUUGUAUAUUGCCUCAUGUAUAGACAUGCCCUGUGUUGCAGACGGGUGGUAGCUAAAAUUGGUAGCUUUAUAUGGGAACAAACACACCAGUUGCUACUGCGAGGCCAGGCAGAGUGGUGUCUGCGCGCCGGGCUCUGCCUGCCCCCCCCCCCCCCCCCCCCCCCUAAGACACCGCGUCAGGCACAAACAAUCCGUCCCAAUCGCUCCUCGCUUGCUGGCCGGAAAGCAGCUACUGAAGAUUCAUAAGCCGUGCGCCUCGUUAGGAAGACACCGCUGGAAACUGGAGAUUAUUAUAUAUCCGUCUACUUAAUGUUAUAAUGGCUGUUAGAGAGCUAACUUACUGGACUAGUGUAGGCCGCUGCAAACAAUUGGUCCGCUAGACGGAAUCGGACCGGACCGAACCAGUGGUGGCGUAUUUCGCGCUCGGCCGGGUCGGCCACCCACCAGUAUUAACCGCUGACGAGCGGCGCCGGAGCGGGCACCGUCACUGCCACCGCUGUCGCCUCCGCCGUCCACUACUGUCCGUUGUGCAAUCGUCAUGUGCCUGUAUUAACCUCCCCGGCUCGGUACAGCCGUGCCGGGCGCUCACUGACACCAAAGACGGCGUGCGCUGCGCCGCGACUCGUCACUGACCCACGUGCAAUCUCUGUAACCCACUCACGCUAGUCCUGUCUGCUCCCCGCUGAGUUACUCAUUUACUUGUGUCCCGUUGUGUCGUGCUUUCUCUGAAUACUCACCCUAAUCAUGGUUUCGGGACGGGCUACGCACGUUUUGGCAGCUAACGUCUCAGAUUAACAUAUUUAUGUGCUCACUCGUUUUAUAUUUUGCAAUGCAUAGAGGUGUAUGAGCCGUCGUGUAACUUGUCUUAGAUAAGUGCACUUAGCUGGUGGGUCCAGUGAAAUGGAAGCGUUUGCUGUCUUUAAAGUCAAUAAAUAGAAGUUUAAAUC
Amphibalanus amphitrite is the source of this 3419-nucleotide messenger RNA. Its product is annotated as alpha-tubulin N-acetyltransferase 1-like. Gene Ontology annotation, cellular component: microtubule. Gene Ontology annotation, molecular function: tubulin N-acetyltransferase activity. Lineage: Eukaryota; Metazoa; Arthropoda; Thecostraca; Balanomorpha; Balanidae. Gene Ontology annotation, biological process: alpha-tubulin acetylation. Bases 400 to 2307 code for a protein of 635 amino acids. The record is from RefSeq and is a predicted model, not a curated record. The transcript has 7 exons.